Messenger RNA from Elaeis guineensis (African oil palm), 3904 nucleotides. Its product is annotated as putative disease resistance protein RGA4. Gene Ontology annotation, molecular function: ADP binding. The record is from RefSeq and is a predicted model, not a curated record. Lineage: Eukaryota; Viridiplantae; Streptophyta; Magnoliopsida; Arecales; Arecaceae.
CGUACGGCGGCUGCAUCAUUAGGCGCGCCUUUGAACCUCCAAUCUUUCUUCUAUGGCUGAGGUUGAAAGGAUUUCGCCAGCGGAUAAUAAGAAAAAGAUGCCUUUCACAGAUGGCCAUGCGGUCCUGUGGUUUCAAUACGUGAGAAAGAAGAGGCGAAAGUGCAGCAGUGGGACUCCUAAGAUGAGCUCGGGAGGCGGAGAGGAGGCAAUCGGAGCCGUCAAUCAUAUGUAGCUACUCUCCCAUUGUUCGGGGCUGAGUUAUGGGCCGUCCGAUGGAUGGAUGAGACGCUUGUGUCCGUGAGUACCACAGCAGCUUGUAUCUAAGGCUGGGACAGGCCCUCUUCUCCUCCACCUCCCUUCUCUUUUUUGUUCGUUCGCAUCAAGUUCCACAGCCAUACUACCUUGGUGUUAUUUGUUCUGCUUUCCUCUCUUCUAGAAUUUGGUUGGUAGGAAGCAUCGUGCAAGAUGUCGCUUAUAGCUGAGGCCUUCGUCUCUAAGCUCUUUGAUGGCCUAGUCGCUUUGGUGAAGGAUGAGGUGGCCAGGCUCUUAGGUGUGACCGACGAGAUCACACGGCUCCAAGAAACUCUUCAAACAAUAAAAGCCAUCCUCACCGAUGCCGAGAGGAAAAAGAUUCAGGGCGAAGCCAUAAAUAACUGGCUCAAGAAGCUCAAGGACGUCAUGUACGACGCUGAUGACAUCCUGGACGAAUGCCGAAUCGAGGCCAGAAAAUCUGAAGUCGCAGCCUCUUUUGGACCUCAACCUUCCUCUUAUUUUUCUGUUGGGAUGCCGGUAUUCAAGAAAAUGAGGUUUACUCACAAGAUUGAUAGCAGAAUCCAAAAACUCAAUCAUAGGCUGGAGGACAUCUUGGCAGAGAAAUCUAAAUUUGAUUUCCAGCUCUCUUCCGCCGGCGGCGAUGACCACCAAUCCACUUCUCAAGUUAGCAGGAUGACUUCUUCCGUACCUGAGCCUGAUAUCGUGGGGUCCAAUAUCGAGAAGGAUACCGACAAACUGGUGGAGUUGCUGAUGAAGGAGGACACUCGGGAAAACAUUCUUGCAUAUGCCAUCGUAGGAAUCGGUGGAAUUGGCAAGACCACUUUUGCUCGGAGGAUUUUUUAUGACGAAAGGAUAAAAGCCAACUUCCCGAUGAGGCUCUGGGUCUGCGUGUCCAAAGAUUUUGAAGAGACCAGUCUACUGAAAGAGAUCAUCACUCAGGCAAAGCAAGAUCCAAGAGACACUUCUAGCAGGGCACAACUCGAGCCUAUGGUUCGAGAGGUUGUCAAAAACAAGAAAUUCUUGCUUGUCUUGGAUGACUUGUGGGAGUCAGAAGUAUGGAAUGACUUACUCCGAAUCCCCUUGCAGAGUGGGGCAACUGGAAGUAGGGUGCUUGUGACCACAAGAAAGGAAAAUGUUGCCUUGCAAAUGAAGGCUGUAUCACCUCAUCAUAAAGUGGAGCUCUUGUCUGCUGAAGAUGGUUGGGUGCUGCUACGCAAGAAGGCGGUUUUGAGCGGGGAGGAGAGAGAGAUCGAAGAUUUAAAGGAUAUCGGAAAGGAGAUUGUUGACAAAUGUGGGGGCCUCCCUCUUGCUAUUAAGACCAUCGGAGGAGUAUUAUCAUCGAAGAGCAAGAACAAGAAAGACUGGGAGAAAGUGCUUAAAACCCUUUCAUGCAAUGCUUGGUCUUCUUGGACCGACUUUCCCGAAGAGGUUCAACCCGCACUAUACUUGAGUUAUGAAGACCUGCCGUCUCAUCUUAAACAGUGCUUUUUAUAUUGCUCGCUGUUCCCUGAGGACCAUAAAUUCUAUCGUCCCAAACUAAUUCGUUACUGGAUCUCUGAAGGGUUCAUCCAUGAAGAAGGAGGUCUAACAUUGGAAGAGUUAGGUGAAGAUUAUUAUGGGGAUCUUGUUCAGAGGAGUUUUUUGCAACCAGUUCAUUGGUGUAAUGAUGAUUCUAGAUGCACCGUGCAUGAUCUACUAUGGUCUCUUGCUCGAUUUUUAGCAGGAGAUGAGAACUUGCAUAUAAAAGAUGGGGUUGAAUUAGUCCUAAAUAGUUCAUCUCCAGUGAAGCGACGUCGCUUAUGGGGGUCUGUUCCAAAAGAAAAACGCCAAACAUUUAUUGAUGCAUUGCAGGGGCACGACUCCUUGAGAACUCUAUUGUUGGAAGGAUCACAGGUGGAAGAGAAUGAGUUCAACGAUCUGAUUAAGAAGACACCGCGUCUGAGAGUACUGGACCUUUUUGGCUGUCGGAUCGAAAAAUUGCCAGACUCCCUGGGAAAUCUCAUACAUCUACGCUAUUUGGAUUUGUCAGGUUUUUUCAUAAGCGAGCUACCAGAGAGCAUAGGAAACCUCGUAAAUCUACAGUUCUUGAUCCUCGAGAGUUCCCUCAAACUACGCAGCCUUCCUAAAGGCAUCGGAAAGUUGCACAACCUGCGGUGUCUUGACCUUUGGAGAGCAGAACUGGAGGGUAUACCUAUUGAAAUUGCAAACUUGCAUCGACUAAACAGACUGAUAAAUUUUGUGGUCCGGAACAACAAUAGCAAUAGUGGCUGGUGUACACUGGAAGAAUUGAGAUCUCUACAAAAGCUUAGAGUGCUCCAUAUCAUGCACCUGGAGAGGGCAUUGAAUGAGGGUGGGGUUACAGAAGUAUAUGCACUGAGAGACAUGUUGCAGCUUGAAGUCCUAGAAUUGCAUUGGCAAAGUCCAGAUGAUUGCGGAGAAGAGGAGAUCAAAAGACUUGAGGAGAUCUUUGAGAUGACGCUCUGCCCACCAUCACCGUCGCGCCUAGAAUCUCUUAAAAUCGAUGGUUUCUUUGGACUCCAUUACCCGAGUUGGAUAGCAUCUUGCACUACGGACUCGCUCCGACGGUUGGACCUCUCACACUGUUGGAUAUGCCCGGAACUUCCACCACUUGGGAAGCUCCCCAACUUGGAAUACCUCUGCAUAGAAGGUGCCGAUGCUGUCAAAAAGAUCGGGACCGAAUUUUUGGGUCAGGAACCUGAUUGUAGCAGAGAUCAAGGAGGCAGGAUACAAAUUUCAUUCCCUAAGUUAACAAAAUUGAUAUUCAAAGAUAUGGACAAUUGGGAGGAAUGGGAAUGGGAGGUGAAGGAUGAUGACACACUGAUAGGCUUUCCAAACUUAGAAGAAUUGACACUUGUUUCGUGUCGGAAGUUGAGGUCUCUUCCUUCUGGCCUCGUUUACCAUGCCACUACCCUAACAAAGUUGGUGAUAUAUUUCUGUGAUAAUCUAAAAGAAAUCAGGGGCCUUUCCUCUGUCAAAGAAUUGGAAAUAUCUUAUAGCCCUAAUCUAGAUUGUGUUUCCGACCUACCAAGCUUGAAAACAUUGAUUUUGGAAGUUGAUGAGACGCGUUUCCUAUCAGAUUGGUUUCGUGGAGGACAACCUGACUUCCCCGCACUCAACGAGCUUGAGAUCGAGGCCAGUGACCAACCACUCUGCGGAUGCCUCAAGGAUGGCUUAGAUUGGCCCAAGAUUGAACAUAUCCCCUACGUAUAUGCCACGAGUGCUUUUGGUGGAUACAUCUCCAAAACACCUUCUACGUUCAGCACCAACUUAGAUGAUUAUGUUGAAGACCUAAAUGAUUCUGUUGAAGAUGAGCAGACGCAUGCGAUACGAGUCCCUCUGCGUUCAGCAUCAACUUAAAUGAUCACGUUGAAGAUGAGUAGACGCACACGAGGUUCUCUCUUCGCUAUGAGAUGGAUUUCCAGAAACUAAUUUGAAGAAUUUGGAGGACAAUGCAAGUGCUCUAUCUUGAUGAUAAGUCUUCUCCGUUUCUGUUAAUACGUAUUUAAUGGUUGUUUCACCAAGUACUACUUUUGUAUGACCAAAAAAAUAUGACUUCUCUAUGUUGGUUAGGAACUUUGGCCAUGAUACUAUCAAUGUGGUGGUAUACUUU